Ictalurus punctatus (channel catfish) is the source of this 1729-nucleotide messenger RNA. It is a transcript of the gene mdh1b, whose product is annotated as malate dehydrogenase 1B, NAD (soluble). The transcript has 9 exons. Gene Ontology annotation, biological process: tricarboxylic acid cycle; malate metabolic process; oxaloacetate metabolic process. NCBI's taxonomy places the organism in Eukaryota, Metazoa, Chordata, Actinopteri, Siluriformes, Ictaluridae. The coding region runs from base 261 to 1694 and encodes 477 amino acids. The record is from RefSeq and is a predicted model, not a curated record. Gene Ontology annotation, molecular function: L-malate dehydrogenase (NAD+) activity.
CCCGAAAUCAUUUCCGACCUCACGCAAGACGACCGAAAAAGAACGAAAUCAAGUCGUUGUAACAUAAAACAGCAAAUUAUAGUAUAGCCGUGAAUGCACAAAAUAACGAGGGCUGUAUUUGUUAAUUUGUUUAUUCAUUUAUUUGAUUUAAACGACGCGUUUUAAUAGUACAACGUGACACUACGACGUGAAGUGUUUCCAGCCGAACGCUUUCUGUGUACCACCAGCGGUCGCUUAGCAACUGUUGUGUACUAGGAAUCAUGGCUAAGUUUGUUCUAGCAGGAAAGGCGGAUUGUCCUUAUUACGCCAAAGCCGAGCUUCUAGCAGAUUUGCUGCAAAGCAUCCUGCCAGAUUUCUGCAUUCACAAAAUCUGUAUGCUGCCCAGUGCCUGGGAGAGCUGGCUUGAAGACACUUGCUCAUCCAAUGGCUGGAAGCACACGAGCAGCCCCAUGGUGUGGAGGGAGCUGACCGACCGUGGAGGAAAGGGCAUGCUGCUCGGGGGAUUCAGUGAUUUUCUCGAAUAUGUGCAGGGCUACUACGGUAUCACGUCAGACAUGGGCACGGAGCUGAUGCUGAACAUCGCAGCAGAGAAUCUUCGGGCGACGGAACUACGCCUUUGGGAUGAAGAGAGACAACGCCAACUCCACCAGUCUUUCCACAUCUGGAUCAGCGGUGCUCUGAACCCGAUCUGCAACCACCUCAUCCCAUCGCUCUUCACGUCCGGCGUAUUCGCCGCCGUCCCCGCUGUCAGCCUCCACCUUUUGGACGCAGACGCCAGUGAAGACUCCCUGUUGGCUCUUAAAAUGGAGGUCGAAGACAUGGCUCUGCCUCAGCUCCACGAAGUCACCGUCCACUCGGACCUGACGGUGGCGUUCCGGGCGGCCGAUCUGAUCGUUCUCCUGGACGAGCGGGGACCGAACGAGGACGCGGAGCAGCGUCUGAGCCGAGUGGUGGAACGAUUAGAUUGCUACGGACGUCUAAUCGAGGACAACGCGCACAGAGAUCUACGAGUGCUGGUGGCAGGAGACGUCUACGUCAACUUGAAGUGCGGCCUGCUGAUCGAGCGCGCACCCUCCGUGGAUCCACGCCGCUUCGUGGCCAUCGCGGCGCAGCUGGAAGGAGAAGCGAGGACUCAGCUUGCAGUGCAGCUGUCAGUGAAAAGCCACGAUAUCACCGACGUCAUCGUCUGGGGAAACAUCAGUGGUCGUUACCACGUCGACCUACAACGAGCGAAGGUUUACAGAUACAAAGGUGCCAUCUGGGGACCUGCAGGAUUCUCUCAGAACAUCCUGGAGAUCGUUUACGAUAGAAAAUGGCUGGAGAAUGACUUCCCAGGCUCGGUCAGCUCGCGUCGAAGUGCCAUUUCUCUCAAGACGAACAGGCCUGCAGCUAUUUCUGCGACCAGAGGAAUCAUUACAGCUCUGAGCGCAUGGAUCAACGAUUCCUCUCCUCAGGAGAUCUUCUCACUGGGCGUGGUCAGUACAGGACACUUCGGUAUUCCUGUCGGUCUCGUUUUUUGCGUUCCCGUGACCUUCGAGAAGGGCGAGUGGUCGGUGUGCGCGGACGUCGUCGUCACCGAAGAGCUGCGGAGGAAACUGGAGGCUGCUGUUAACGAGAUAACAGCGGAGAAGUCCACUGCAGACGGGAUGAGGACGAAAUCAUCUCUCACUUCUUAUUCAAAUUCAUCACAAUAAAAUGGAACGAUUUGUUUGUCGUUUUUAAAUCUAAA